AGGGGCAGGUAUUAUCCUACAACCGCGUACACUUCCGAGGCCCGCUUCUUCCAAACCCACCCUGUCCCCUCAAGGGAUCUCAGGAAGCAUCAGCUUCCCCGUUUGUGAUCUCCAUGAUCCCUUUCUGGCCCGUGGCUCCUCUCUGCGGAGGCAGCCUGAUCCCACGCCAGAACUCUCGGCUUUCCUAAAAGCGAAGACGGACUUUGGACCCUAUUCACAUGUCAGGGGCCCCAAGGUCAGACUACUUCCCACCCUGCCGCCCCAUACUAAUGGGUGGCCACGGUCCAGUGGAUCCCGAGGGAACUAGGUAGCCAUGGAUCCUCAGUUUCUCCAAUCUGUAAAACGCGGUAGAUAGGACAAAUGACCUCCCAGACAGCUCCACAAAGUCUCCAGUAAGUUCACACGUGGGUCCUGGUCCCGCCCCAAAAGGGGCGGUGGAGUAUUACUCCGGCACAUCCGCUUACCUAUAAAUGCGCCUGCGCAAUGGGGCCCACCAGUCGGAAGUCUCGCCAUCGCCAUGGAGCCCGAUGGGACGUACGAGCCUGGCUUUGUAGGGAUUCGCUUCUGCCAGGAGUGUAACAACAUGCUUUACCCGAAAGAAGACAAGGAGAACCGCAUCCUUCUCUACGCGUGCCGAAACUGUGACUACCAACAGGAAGCGGACAACAGCUGCAUUUAUGUGAACAAGAUCACCCACGAAGUAGAUGAGCUGACCCAGAUCAUCGCAGACGUAUCACAGGAUCCUACCCUGCCCAGGACGGAGGACCACCCGUGUCAGAAAUGCGGCCACAAGGAAGCAGUGUUUUUCCAGUCCCACAGUGCCCGGGCUGAGGAUGCUAUGAGGCUCUACUAUGUGUGCACCGCUCCCCACUGUGGCCAUCGAUGGACAGAAUAACCAGAAGCCCUCUCCAGCACAUGAUUUCUUGAUAAAGGAUUUUAUUUUUA
Messenger RNA from Monodelphis domestica (gray short-tailed opossum), 945 nucleotides. RefSeq names its product RNA polymerase II subunit I (gene POLR2I). Gene Ontology annotation, cellular component: RNA polymerase II, core complex. The record is from RefSeq and is a predicted model, not a curated record. NCBI's taxonomy places the organism in Eukaryota, Metazoa, Chordata, Mammalia, Didelphimorphia, Didelphidae. Gene Ontology annotation, biological process: maintenance of transcriptional fidelity during transcription elongation by RNA polymerase II; transcription initiation at RNA polymerase II promoter; transcription-coupled nucleotide-excision repair. Gene Ontology annotation, molecular function: nucleic acid binding; DNA-directed RNA polymerase activity; zinc ion binding.